AUUCCCCCUCCUUUGCUUUAGUCUUGGAGAAAACCUCUAUGAAGUAGGCUAAAUGAAUAGCACAAACAGAAUGUAUGUCUAGUUCCUAAUAGUUCCAUCUUUGGACAAAUUAAGCACCACAUUUAUAUAUUUUAAAUAAAUACAAGUUUAUUGAACAUAUAACUCACAAAUGUAACUUAAUUAAGACUUCUGUUCAAAUAUUGCGCAAACAUGUUUAAAACGUGCGUUCUCUGUGGAGUGCAGCUUGGUGUAGCUGAUGAACUGGAGCCUCAGUUUCCUCAGUUCAGCCAUGUUGAAGCUCCUGGUGUAUUCAAUGUAAUAACAUCAGGUUAAGGACAGAUUGUGUGUUCAUUCAUGUGACAAAACGCUUGAAAGCUGUUGACCUUAUUUGACCAAAGUAAUAUAAGAAAACAUAAAAAGCACCAUAAGGAUGCAACAAAAAAGUUCUCUGAUGACUAGUUUACUUUCCAGGGCUAACAUUUUCAAAGUGAUGUCAAAUAAAAUAAUUUAUUUUAUUUGAAUCAGGUUUCAAAGCUACUUCUUGACCCCAAUUUGCAAAAAAAGUAAUCCUGUUGUGAAGGGUAGUUUGUUUUUAUUAGGAUUGUGGGGAGGGGGGGAGUGCUGCCUCAUUGCUCUCUCUCCCUGUUUCCUUGCGAGCAAAUCCAUUCACUCGGCACUUUAUAAAAGCAACUACAAAGUUGGGGAAGACAAACUUGGGAGGCUGAGAUGGAGAACUUGACUGAGCAGCGCCUUGAGUUUCUUCACUCUCAGGCUCCUUCAGAUCGGCUCCUGCAGCCUAUCUGGGAUCAUCUCCUCUCCAACCAUCUGCCUCUCAUCACCUCUCCCUUCUUCCCCGUGCUCCUCGCCUUCUCCAGCUACUUUUUCUGCAGUCUACCCUUCGCCGCUGUCGACCUCCUGGGAUCCAGAGUGCCAAUGUUCCAUCGCUAUAAGAUCCAGCCAGCCAGACGUCCCACGCCUAGUGCGAUGGGUCAGAGCUUCCUGAGGUCAGUGUACAAUCACUUGAUCUUCGUUUUGCCGGCGGUAGCCUUUUUUAUCCCCCCGACCGCGGUGCCUCAAGAGGCACCGAGCGUGUACGAGUUGCUGGUGGACGGGCUGGCUGUCCUGCUACUGUUUGACACUCAGUACUUCAUCUGGCACGUGGUGCACCACAAGCACCUGCAGCUUUACCGGUGGGUGCACGCUAUCCAUCACGAGUACAUAUCCCCCUUCUCCUGGUCCGCCGAGCAGCUCAGCAUCCCGGAGCUGAUGGCGGUGGGGUUCUGGGGAAACCUGGACCCCGUUCUCCUGGGAUGUCACCCGCUGACAACGUGGUGCGUGACCGUGUUCAGCAUCUGGAUGUCGGUGGAGGACCACAUCGGGUACGACCUGCCGUGGACGCUGAACCGGGUGGUGCCCUUUGGGCUGCUAGGCGGAGCGCCAGCACAUGACAUGCACCAUCAGAAGCCAGGGUGUAACUUCGCCCCGUUCUUCAGGCACUGGGACAGGAUCUUUGGCACGGCGGCACCGUUUUAAAUUAAUGCAAAAAAGUUGUGCAGCGGUGUGUCAGAAAAUACAUGUAUAGGAUAUAAACCUAUGUUCUGUCGUUUACUUUUUAUUUUUUAUAUUGUAAUUUUACUGCACUGCAAAAUAAAUGUUUAUUUUGUUUAA
Molecule: messenger RNA, 1668 nt
Organism: Gadus macrocephalus (Pacific cod)
Lineage: Eukaryota; Metazoa; Chordata; Actinopteri; Gadiformes; Gadidae
Product: cholesterol 25-hydroxylase-like protein 1, member 1
Exons: 1
Coding region: 727-1533 (268 amino acids)
Biological process (GO): sterol biosynthetic process; cholesterol metabolic process
Molecular function (GO): C-4 methylsterol oxidase activity; iron ion binding; steroid hydroxylase activity
Source: RefSeq, a predicted model, not a curated record